Messenger RNA from Aureobasidium namibiae CBS 147.97, 1638 nucleotides. RefSeq names its product TPT-domain-containing protein. Gene Ontology annotation, biological process: phosphoenolpyruvate transmembrane import into Golgi lumen. Gene Ontology annotation, cellular component: Golgi apparatus; endoplasmic reticulum. The record is from RefSeq and is a predicted model, not a curated record. Gene Ontology annotation, molecular function: phosphoenolpyruvate transmembrane transporter activity; antiporter activity. The transcript has 2 exons. Lineage: Eukaryota; Fungi; Ascomycota; Dothideomycetes; Dothideales; Saccotheciaceae. The coding region runs from base 1 to 1638 and encodes 545 amino acids.
AUGUCGGCGUCGCAAUUCGACCGACGGAGCUCGACCUCGCCGUCACCAGCAACCUUCAAGUUCCCAAGUUUCUCAGAUGAGACGCUGCAGACGACACAGCAUGUCUACGACCCGACUCCAGCGUCACCUAUGCCACAACCGCUCGGGCUGCCAAACCAUCUGCACAGCAAUGAGCGUUGGCAGGCGCGCAGAGGGUCGCACACCACGAACGGUUGGACGCCCAAUGCCGGCGGAGCAGUGGGCCGCCAUGGAAGACAAAAGAGCUUGAGCGAGGCAAUUCGGACAGUACGAGGGAGAAGAGGCAGCGUCAGCCAGAACGCCCACGAGAUAGCCGACGCUCUCAAGGCCCCGGUCUCUGGACGGCUCAUUUUCCUGUGUGCCAUCUGGUACACAACCUCGAUCAUGUCCAAUACCUCGUCCAAGGCCAUCCUGACCGCCUUGCCCAAGCCCGUGACCUUGACUCUGAUCCAAUUCAUGUUUGUAUGCUCGUGGUGUCUAUUGCUGUCCUGGGCUGCUCGCAUCCACCCACCUCUCCGGAACUCGAUGCCUGUACUACGUCACGGUAUUCGCAAGCCUUCCCGUGAACUCAUCAUGACCACCCUACCCCUGACUGCUUUCCAAAUCGGUGGCCAUAUCCUCAGCUCAGACGCCAUGAGUCGCAUCCCAGUCUCGCUCGUCCACACUAUCAAGGGCCUGUCGCCUCUCCUUACAGUCCUCGCCUACCGCUUCGUCUUCGAUGUCCGAUACUCGUAUGCCACCUACAUGUCGCUCGUACCCCUGACCCUGGGUGUUGUCAUGGCCUGCUCCGCUAGCUUCAAAGCAAAUUUGCUGGGCCUCGUAUACGCAUUCGGCAGUGCGCUCUUGUUCGUCACUCAGAACAUCGUGUCCAAGAAGCUGUUCAAUGAGGCCGCCAAAGCCGAGGCCGAUGGUUUCAGCACGCGUAACAAGAAGCCUGACAAGCUCAACCUGUUGUGCUAUUCUUCCGGUCUUGCCUUCAUCUUUACUCUACCCAUCUGGCUCUGGUCAGAAGGCUUCUCAAUGAUCGGCGACUUCCUAGCCGACGCCUCCAUCGAAUUAUCCGAACGCCCUGGCUCCCUCGACCACGCCCGCCUGGGUCUCGAAUUCAUCUUCAACGGCUCCUUCCACUUUGGUCAAAAUCUCGUUGCCUUUGUCUUGCUGGGUCUCGUUUCUCCAGUCACCUACAGCGUAGCCAGCUUGUUCAAGCGCGUCUUCGUCAUCGUCUUUGCAAUCAUCUGGUUCGGCAACCCCAUGACCAAAAUCCAAGGCUUUGGCAUCGGCCUCACGAUCCUCGGUCUCUACCUCUACGACCGCACCAGCGAUGCCGCAAAAGCAGACAAACGCGCUCGCGCCCUGCAAGAAGGAAAAGACACACUACUUCCUCUAGCGGGUGGAGAGAACAAAAAGUCAGAUGCAAACCUUUACUCGCAAUCACCCGCCAACUAUGGCCCACCCUCCCACGGGGGCUAUGGUCUGCCGAAUGGAGCCGAGCACAGUAUGCGUGCCAGAGCAUCGAGUAAUGCUUCGCCUGGCUCGUGGCUGCCUCCCGGCACCAAGGCGGAGGAGACGUGGAAUUCAGAAGAUCGCUUUGGUCCUAAACAGAGUAUAGGUGUCAGAUAG